This is a messenger RNA of Engraulis encrasicolus (European anchovy), 7953 nucleotides long. It is a transcript of the gene tecta, whose product is annotated as tectorin alpha. The record is from RefSeq and is a predicted model, not a curated record. The transcript has 25 exons. NCBI's taxonomy places the organism in Eukaryota, Metazoa, Chordata, Actinopteri, Clupeiformes, Engraulidae. Gene Ontology annotation, molecular function: protein binding. Gene Ontology annotation, biological process: cell-matrix adhesion. The coding region runs from base 1 to 6591 and encodes 2196 amino acids.
AUGGUCAGAGCAGGUACUUCACUCGUUCUGCUCCAGCUUUUCAGCGUCUUCGCUCCUGGAGGAGCUUUUUCUCAGGAUAUCCUCUACCCCUUUGGACCUGCCCAUAGGGACCUAGAGACCCCAAAGAUGGAUGAUGGCAGUUCCCCAGAAAUUCCCCUGGCCAUGCCAUUCGUCUUCUUCACCACGUCCUACCGCUCUCUCUUCGUGAACAACAAUGGAGUGAUCUCUUUUGGCGUGCAAGUGAGCCAGUUCACCCCUGAAGCUUUCCCCCUCAGCGACAGUCGGUCCUUCAUAGCCCCUCUAUGGGGGGAUGUACACAAUGGCAUCCGGGGCGAUGUGUACUACCGAGAGAGCCAGGAGCCAGAAAUCUUGGAAAGGGCCACUCAAGAUGUGCGCAAGUUUUUCAGAAACAUGGGGACCUUCACAGCACAGUGGGCCUUCAUUGCAACCUGGCAUCAGGUCACGUUUUACGGAGGCAGCCAAACGACGCCGGUAAAUACAUUUCAGUGUGUCCUCGUUUCUGACGGAGCAGUGUACCUUUCCAUGUUCAACUAUGGAGACAUAGCCUGGAGUACUGGCACGGCCAGUGGGGGGGAUCCCCUUACGGGCCUGGGUGGAACCACGGCACAGACAGGUUUUAAUGGUGGAGAUGUGAGUCACUUUUUUAACCUCCCUGGGUCUCGUUCCAACGAUGUCGUCAACAUUGAACAAUCUACCAAUGUAAACCAGCCAGGGAGAUGGUUCUUCCGGGUUGACACGGACCAGAUUGAUCCUGCCAAUGGCUGUAGCUAUAAUGGGCGUUUCUACAGGAGGGGGGAGGUGUUCUGGCUGUCGGACCAGUGCUCUCAGCGCUGCCGCUGCCUGGACCUGGACAAUGAGGUCUUCUGCCAGGAGGCACCGUGCGGGCAGCUGGAGACCUGCGACCAGAUGGAUGGAGCCUACUACUGCCAGCCCACGCGCACAAGCACCUGCGUGGUGUUCGGAGACCCCCACUACCACACCUUCGACGGAUUCCUGUACCACUUCCAGGGCACCUGCUCGUACCUGCUGGCACGGCCCUGCUGGGAGACCCCCAGCUUGCCCUACUUCAGCGUGGAGGCCAAGAAUGAAAACAGAGGCUCAGCCUCCGUGUCUUGGCUCAGGGACGUCACCGUGGAUGUUUAUGGCCAUCGGAUAAAUCUGCCAAAGGGCACCCUUGGAACGGUUCAGGUGGACGGUCUGAUGAGGACACUGCCGGUGCAGCUGCAGCUGGGAGCCGUGCGGGUGUACCAGUCGGGUGUGGCAGUCGCCCUGGAAACUGACUUCGGCCUGCUGGUGACAUACGACGGGCAGCACUACGCCUCCAUCUCCCUGCCCAGCCCCUACUUCAACAACACCUGCGGCCUGUGCGGCAACUACAAUGACGACCCCGCCGACGACCCAGUGCUGCCCGACGGCUCGCUGGCGGAGAGUGUGGUGGAGCUGGGUGGCAGCUGGAGGGCGGAGGACUUUGACUGGCGCUGCACGGAUGGCUGUGCCCACAACUGCAGCGUGUGUGACCCGGUCACGGAGGCUUUCUACUUCAAGCCGGAUUACUGCGGUCUCAUCAACAAGACGGACGGGCCUUUCCGGGACUGUCGGGCGGUGGUGGACCCCACCGCUUUCGUCUACAGCUGCGUGUACGACAUGUGCAGCAACAGGGACAACAUCACGACACUGUGCCAGGCCAUACAGGCGUAUGCUCUGGCUUGCCAGGCGCUUGGAGUCACCAUUCGCCCCUGGAGAUCACGGACGUUUUGUGCCCUGACCUGCCCUGACUUCAGCCACUACGAGGUGUGUACCACUGCCUGCCCAUCUUCCUGCUCGGAGCUGACCUCCCACCUGCACUGCACCCACCCCUGCACAGAGGGCUGCCAGUGUGACCCGGGCUACGUCUUGAGCGGUAGCCGCUGCGUCCGUAGGGAGGACUGUGGCUGCGAACAGGACGGGCUCUACUACCCCUUGAACGAGACCUUCUGGGCAGGAGAGACCACCGAGCACGGGGAGGGCGAGUGCACCCAGCGGUGUGUGUGUGGGCCGGACGGAGAGGUCUCCUGCUUCAAUGACUCGUGCAGGGAAGGGGAAGUGUGCAUCGCUGAGGUCGGCCAGCUGGGCUGCUACCCACGACGCGAGGGUGUCUGCUUCCUGUCCCAAACGCAGGUCCAGGCCACGUUUGACGGGAAUGUGCUGCCGAUCCCCGACGAGAGCUCCUUCUACCUGGUGAAGCCGUGUGGGGUCAUGCCAGAAAACGUGUCCGCUGUGGAGGUGAAGAUGGGUAGGAAGCUGGUCAAUAAAGGCCCCAGCUGGAUGCGGCCUGUGGUGGUCAGAGUGGCUCAUCUGGAGGCUCAGAUCGGGGGAUCCGACUUCGACUCUGCCAAGCUGAACGGAGAGCCUGUGGUUCUGCCUUUUGUCCAUCCAGUGGACAUGCUGACGAUAUACAAGAUUGGAAACGUCACUGUCGUCGAGUGGAAUGGGCUGGUGAAGGUCCGCUACUCGCGCCAGGGCCAGCUCAACAUCUCCCUCUCCACGGUCUUCUACAAUGCCACAUGUGGCCUGUGUGGCUUCUUCAACAACGACCCAACCGAUGAUCUUCGCCUGCCAAACGGCCGGCAACCAGAGACCAGCGAGCUCUUCGUGGAGGGCUGGAAGGCUAUUGCUGACGACUUGACGUGUAACGGAGACUGCGAGGACCUGUAUCGAAUGUGUACGGACUUGCGGCUUUAUCAGAGCCCUUGGCUCUGCGGCAACAUCAACGAUCCGGGCAACAGCUCCUUCCUGGCGUGCCACAUGGCGGUGAACCCCUCUCCAUUCUUCCGGAACUGCCUGUACAACAUGUGCGUGAAAGAGGGCAACCGCUCGGCUCUAUGCAACUCCCUGCAGGCCUACGCCUCGGCCUGCCAGGAUGCACAGAUCAGCCUAGGUGCCUGGAGAACUGCCACCAACUGCCCUCUGCCUUGUCCUGAGAACAGCCAUUUCGAGGAGUGUGCCAGCUCCUGCCCCUUGACCUGCUCAAACCUGGACGAGUCGGACGACCGCUGCCCGUUCCCCUGCGGCGAGGGCUGCCAGUGCGAGGAGGGCUAUGCACUGCGCGACGGCCAGUGCGUGUUGCGCAGUGACUGCGGAUGCAUGUUCAUGGGCCGCCAGCUGGCCACCAACGAGACCUUCUGGACCGACUGGGAGUGCCAGGAGCGCUGCUUCUGCAAUGGCACGGACAACAGCGUCUACUGCACGUUCGCCCCCUGCGACUCGGAGGAGUACUGCCAGGAGGACGAGGGCCUGUACUUCUGCCAGCCACGCACGGAGGCGCUGUGUGUGGUUGCUGGCUACAGCCGCUUCCUGCCGUUCAACGGCAUCCCUUUCGACCUGCAGAGCAGCUGCUCGCUGAUGCUGGCCACCACACAGUGCAGUGGGGAGGAGGACGAGGAGGACGAGGACGACGGAGUGUUGCCACAGUUUAAGAUGUUUGUUCGAAAUGAGGAGCGGGACACGUCACAGUCCAUCUGGGCCAGAGGAUUUGUCCUGGAGGUGUAUGGUUACGAGAUUGAAGUAUUACGCAGCUACAAGCACACAGUCACAGUGAAUAAGGAGCGUCUGUUUCUGCCGUUGAAACUCGGCCCUAGCAAGGUCAACAUCUACACUCUUGGCCUGAAGCUUAUCGUGGAGACCGACUUCGGCCUGAAGGUGGCCUUCGACUGGAACACCCACAUCGUGCUGUCCCUGCCUCGCAGCCUAUACAACGCCACUUGUGGUCUCUGCCAAGGAGUGCCCCUCUCCGGCCCAUCCACCACCGUCACCGAGUGGGGCAUGACGUGGGCCAAGCGGGAAACCUUCUGCCAGGUGGGCUGCGGCGACUCGUGCCCACGUUGCGGGAAUGCUGAGAGGGCCGCCGACGGACCUGUCUCUGUAGUCGACAUAGCCGGAAACGUGGAAACCGACAUCGGCAACCCAGGGAACCGCUUCCACUUCUCGGAAGGACUUUACGUGUAUGUGGAGCCGGAGGCAGUGAGGCUGUGCGGGCUGCUGGUGGUCCGGACGGGGCCGUUCGCACGGUGCCACAGCAUGGUGCCGCCAGUUUACUUCUACCAGAGCUGCCUGCAGGACACAUGUCUGGACCAGGGGGCGCGGGAGACCAUCUGCAACUGGCUGCAGAUCUACGCCAGGACCUGCCAGACCCAGGGAGUGCCCAUCAUGGGGUGGAGAAGCUCCACACCUUGCGCUGUGACAUGCCCACCCAACAGCCACUACUCCAGCUGCAUGAUGGUGUGCCAGCCCCAGUGUGCCCCUGCCCGCGGCCAGAGAGACUGCAACCAGUACUGUGUGGAGGGCUGCCAGUGCGAUCAAGGAUACGUGCUCAAUGGCAAGAGCUGCAUCCUCAGUCAGAACUGUGGCUGCUACACCGAUGGCAAAUACUACGAGCCCAAGCAGCUGUUCUGGAAUGCCGACUGCACCAAGCGUUGCCAGUGCAUUGGCCGCAACUUGAUCCAGUGCAACCCGCGCCGCUGCAAAGCGGAGGAACAGUGCGGCCUUCGCAAUGGCGUGAGGGGCUGCUUUGCCCGUCGCACCCAGCACUGUGUGGCCUCGGGAGGAGGAGUGUUCCGGACCUUCGACGGUGCCUCUCUGCGCUUGCCCGCCUCAUGUUCGUUUGUCCUCUCCACCAUAUGCCACAAGCUGCCCGAGCUCUCCUUCCAGCUCAUCGCCAACUUCGACAAGUGGAGCACGCCCAACCUCACCACCAUCUCGCACGCCUACCUGUACAUCAACGAGGAGAACAUCCUCAUCUCCGGAAGCACCGUCAAGGUAAACGGCACCCCAGUGACAGUGCCCUUCGUCACGGGCCUCAAUACGCGUGUGUCCACCUCGGAGGGCUUCCUGGUCAUCGACACCCCACAGGACAUCCAGGUGAGGUACAACCGCUUCAACACGCUGAGCAUCACCAUGGGCCCACGGCUGCAGAACAAGGUGUGCGGCCUGUGCGGCAACUUCAAUGGCAACCCCUCUGACGACUACAUCACCUCCCGCGGCAAGCCGGCCCUCACCGCCCUGGAGCUGGCCCAGAGCUGGAAGACCAACGGCAUGCAAAACAGCUGCGAUGAGACCCAGUACGUGGCGCUGGCACAGUCCUGCGACAACACGGCAGUAGCGGCUCUCCAGGCGGAGGACAGCUGUCUGAAGCUGACGGAGGCCAAGGGCUUCUUCCAGCCGUGCCACGGGCUGCUGGACCCGCGGCCCUUCUACCUGUCCUGCUACCUGGACGGCUGCUACAACCACCACAAGGCCCAGGUCUGCGGCUCCAUGGCCGCCUACGCCGAGGCCUGCCGCUCCUUCGGCACGCUCACCACCCGCUGGAUCACCCAGGAGAACUGCUCAGAAUGGAUCUAUGACCCGUGUGCCGGAGAGACCUGCACAAACAACACCUGUGAACAGGACAACGGAGCUGGUGGAGACCUGUGUGGAUGCCCGGAGCUGCCCAGUAGUGAGAUAGGAGAGGAUGACAUCCUUCAGGCGGAGGUGACAUGUAAGCAUGCUCGCAUGGAGGUGUCUAUAUCCAAGUGCCGCCUCUUCCAGCUGGGCUUCGAGAGGGAGGAUGUGCGCAUCAACGACCAGCACUGCCCUGCAAUAGAGGGAGAGGACUUCAUCUCCUUCCACAUCAACAACACCAAGGGCCACUGUGGCUCCAUUGUGCAGUCCAAUGGAACCCAUAUCAUGUACAAGAACACGGUUUGGAUCGAGAGUGUGAAUAACACGGGCAACAUUGUGACACGAGACAAGACCAUCAACGUGGAGUUCUCCUGUGCCUACGAGCUGGACAUCAAGAUCUCUUUGGAGACGGUGCUAAGACCCAUGCUCAGUGUCAUAAACCUCACCCUUCCUACUCAAGAGGGUAAUUUCAUCGCCAAAAUGGCCCUGUAUAAGAACUCAUCGUACCGACAGCCCUACCGCGAGGGCGAGGUGGUGCUCAGUACUCGGGAUACCCUGUUCGUGGGCGUGUUCGUGGAGGGGGCAGACGCACGCCAGCUCAUCCUCAUCGUCAACAGCUGCUGGGCCACACCCUCACGCCACAGCACCGACAGGCUACGCUACAUCAUCAUAGAGAGAGGCUGUCCUAAUAUCAAAGACAACACCAUUGGCAUGGCGGAGAAUGGCGUUUCCCUCACCUGCCGUUUCCAUGUAACCGUGUUCAAGUUCAUUGGCGAUUACGAUGAGGUUCACCUCCACUGUGACGUUACACUCUGUGACUCCGAGGUCCAGUCGUGUAAAGUGAACUGUCCACACAACAGGAGGAUGUACUCAGGAGAAAUGGAACAUAGGCAACAGCAGAUCCUCUCUAUAGGACCCAUUAGACGACGAGAAUUCGACUGGUGUGAAGACAACAAUGGCGGCUGUGAUCAGAUCUGCACCAGUAAGCUGAGGGGGCCGGUGUGCAGCUGUGUCACAGGGAUGCUGCAGAGGGACGGAAGAAGCUGCCGUGUGGCGGGUUCUGGUGCUCAACUCCGACCUCUCAUCCCUUUGGUCAUUCUCGGAGCAAUCUAUUCCCUUCUGGCCCUCACACACACAUUAUCCUGCUUGUCCUAACCCUUCAUGUAACCACGGAGGACGAGGAGGACGAGAGACAGAAGAUGGACCCAGAAUGACCGCAAACAAUCAAAACAGGGACAUAAUGGAGAAAAGGAACAGCAUGAGAAAAUGGAGCAUCUGUACGUAACCAAGCCAAAAAAGGUCAUGAGUCUGCAACUGAAAGCAACACUACAAUCCUAAAGGAGUCGUCACCAGCUGGGAAUCUGCUCUCUCCGUGCCUGUGGAGGGCACAACACAUUGUCACCAUCACUCUUGACUUGGAGGCAUCCUGUCUGACAGUGCUGGAGGCCUCAAAGGAAACAAUCCCAGAACUUUUUUUUAACAAAAAAAAAGCAAAAAUAAAUGGACCUGGUUUUAGAACUUGAACAAGUAAUUUUUAAGGUCAAACAAUUCAAACAGUUUCAAACUCUCAAAAAGUAAACGUAGUGGAAAAAACACACACACAUAACAUGGCAAAAUUAUCUCAGAAUUUAUAAAACCUAGUCAGUCUAAUGGUUUAGAUGCAGAAUAUGCCUCUUACAGUACUCUUUCAUUAUUUUGUGUCUUUGGUUGGGUUUACUAAAGGCUUUGGUAUAUGUAAAAAGGCUUUAUAUUUGGGCAUUGACUGAGAUAUAGAUCUACCUAGUGCUGUUUUUUUCACUUGCCAAAGCCUUUGGUAAACUAAUCCAGUCUUGUCUUUGGUGCCGAUGCCUUAUUUGUCUGCUGUGAUUCUCUGAAUUGAUUCAUAUUUAUGUAAAUUUCUCAAUGAAAUGACAACACACAGCUAUACUCUGGCCAAUUAGUCUGUAACUGUGAUUUGCAAUAAAAAAAGAAACAACUUGAAUAUGAGACACUUAUCACUGAAAAUGUUGAAUAGUUCUGACAGUAUGGCAUUGAUGAGAUUCUUCUGAAACGUAACAUAACAAACUUCCACAAUGCAAGUUUUUUUUAUUUUUAUUUGCUUGUUUUUUUUGUUAAAGCCUUCACACUUUUACCGAGUAUUAAUGUCUGAAUGUGAAAACAAAUCCAAGUGUGUCGUUGACACUUAACAGAAAGUUGUUGAAAGUGAAUGCAAGUGUGUUUAAUAUUCCAAAAACACUAGUACGUGAGCAAGGCUUAUAUAUAUUUGACGAUUGCUUUGAUCUUUUAAAGAUAAUGAGUGAUUUGGCUAGUGGCAGUCCGUUGGUUUGAGGGAGAACAUCACUGUUUGUUAUGAUAUUCCUUUCAGAGCAGAUCAGUAAAUGGAUGUGUGACAUAAAAUGAAAUAAAUCCCAGACUUUAAUUAUGUGGUUCAUGCACAAAGUGUCCAUUGUGUAUUUUGAUAUCUAUUUUUGUCUAUUAUGACAAUCAGACCCAAAUGAUGAGGGUCAAAAAAGUAGC